Lotus japonicus is the source of this 1558-nucleotide messenger RNA. RefSeq names its product serine/arginine-rich splicing factor SR45-like. Gene Ontology annotation, cellular component: ASAP complex; cytoplasm; nucleoplasm. The record is from RefSeq and is a predicted model, not a curated record. Gene Ontology annotation, molecular function: RNA binding. The coding region runs from base 118 to 1395 and encodes 425 amino acids. Gene Ontology annotation, biological process: mRNA splicing, via spliceosome. The transcript is spliced from 12 exons. NCBI's taxonomy places the organism in Eukaryota, Viridiplantae, Streptophyta, Magnoliopsida, Fabales, Fabaceae.
UUUACUCUUAUCUCGGAUUCACACUCCGAAAAAUUGAACCCUAUUCUUCACUUCACUGCACCAUCACCAGCUAGGGUUUACCGAGGGUUUCACUCUCCCUCUCCCUUCUCUCCAACAAUGGCGAAACCUGGCCGAGGCCGUCGUUCGCCGCCGUCGGGUUCCGUUUCCGGCUCCUCCUCUCGCUCCUCCUCCCCGUCCUCUUCUCGCUCAUCAUCUCGCUCCCGCUCGCUCUCGCGCUCCAGAUCUUUCUCUUCCUCCUCCUCUUCUCCUUCCCGCGGCGGUUCCCGCAGCCGCAGCCCUCCUCCUCAGCGGCGGAAAAGUCCUGUUGAAGCAGCUAGGCGAGGUCGAUCUCCUCCUCCUUCUAAGAGAGCUUCCCCUCCUUCUAAGAGAGCUUCUCCUCCCCCAAGGAAACCUUCUCCUACACGUGAAUCACUUGUUCUGCACGUAGAAAAACUCAGCAGGAAUGUCAAUGAAGGCCAUUUGAAAGAAAUUUUCAGUAACUAUGGUGAGGUUGUAAGUGUGGAGUUGGCGAUGGAUCGAAUUGUGAAUCUUCCAAAAGGAUAUGCAUAUGUGCAAUUCAAGGCAAGAGGGGAUGCAGAAAAAGCAUUGUUGUACAUGGAUGGUGCCCAAAUAGAUGGCAACGUCAUUAAGGCAAGAUUUACUCUACUUCCAAGACAGAAAGUUUCACCACCCCCUAAGCCUUCUGCUCUUGCUCCGAAGAGAGAGGCCCCUAGGACUGACAAUGCUGGUGCUGAUAUUGAAAAGGAUGGGCCGAAGCGUCAAAGAGAAUCUUCUCCUCGGAGAAAACCCCCUCCCUCACCACGGAGGAGGUCUCCCGUGCCUCGAAGAGUUGGAUCUCCAAGACGACCAGAUUCUCCUCGCCGUCGUGUGGAUUCUCCUGUCCGUCGUCGACUAGACUCUCCUUAUCGUCGUGGAGGUGACACACCUCCUAGGAGGAGGCCUGUGUCUCCUGGAAGAGGUCGCUCUCCAUCUCCACCAAGGCGCCUAAGAUCACCUGCAAGGGUUUCACCUAGAAGGUUGCGUGGAAGCCCUGGUCGGAGACGUUCUCCUCCUCCUCCUCCAAGGCGCCGUUCACCACCUCCUAGACGAGCUCGUAGUCCUCCUAGAAGGUCUCCCAUCGGUCGUAGGCGCAGUCGCUCUCCAAUACGUAGGCCUGCACGCUCAAACUCAAGAUCAUUCUCACCUCGCAGAGGUCGACCACCUGUUAGACGGGGGAGAUCAUCAUCCUUCUCUGACUCACCAAGUCCACGGAAGGUAUCUCGGAGAUCAAGGAGUCGCAGUCCUAGAAGGCCUUUGAGAGGAGGAAGAGCCAGUAGCAACAGUAGCAGUAGCAGUUCACCACCACCACCACCACCUCCUGCUCGCAAACCUUAGAGAAUUCCUGUGUACCUAUUGACUCUUUGUUGAUAUGUUUAUCAAUGUUCUGUACCAACUACAAAGAAGUUAUUCUAGCUGUUAUGUGCUUGGGAUAAUUGUCGCUUUCUAUAAUUGUUUUCAAGUAGCACAUAAAAUAGAUUGGGAAACUCAGUUCUAUUCA